This is a messenger RNA of Coregonus clupeaformis (lake whitefish), 627 nucleotides long. Its product is annotated as ras-GEF domain-containing family member 1B-like. Gene Ontology annotation, biological process: Ras protein signal transduction; positive regulation of GTPase activity. Gene Ontology annotation, cellular component: plasma membrane. The record is from RefSeq and is a predicted model, not a curated record. The coding region runs from base 3 to 410 and encodes 135 amino acids. The transcript is spliced from 5 exons. Gene Ontology annotation, molecular function: guanyl-nucleotide exchange factor activity. Lineage: Eukaryota; Metazoa; Chordata; Actinopteri; Salmoniformes; Salmonidae.
AAAUGGACCCUUCCGGUAACUUCUACAAUUACAGAACGGCGUUGAGAGGAGCGACACAGAGGUGCAGAACAGCCAAUAGCGUUAGAGAGAAGAUUGUUAUCCCGUUCUUCAGCCUACUGAUUAAAGACAUCUACUUCCUGAAUGAGGGAUGUUCCAACAGGAUGCAGAAUGGACACGUUAACUUUGAGAAAUUCUGGGAGAUGGCGAAGCAGGUCAGCGAGUUCAUGGUUUGGAAGAAGGUGGAGUGUCCGUUUGAGAAGGACCGCAAAAUUCUACAGUACCUGCUUACUGCACCGGUCUUCAGCGAGGACGCUCUGUAUCUGGCCUCUUAUGAGAGCGAAGGCCCUGAGAACCACAUGGAGAAGGACAGAUGGAAGUCUCUGAGAUCCACUCUGCUAAGUAGAGUCUAGAGAUUCUGAACAGAACAGAACCAUGUCAACCCAUCUGACAACCAAGCCUUACCCUGCGGUGAUGUCCAAAUAACAGUGUCCCUGUUAGGAAGGGAAACAACAAUCUGAUCUGUACUAUUCAGCUGACAGGACCUUUUCUGUUCCUCACUCAUGGAUUUCUAGCUAAUAAUCUCUCCAGUUGUUUGGCUCUUCUUCAGGCUGUGUUUCCAGGACAGCU